UACACAACUACUACUAGCCGAUACAAUACCUACUUAAUAGAACAGUUUCCUUCUCUAUCCUCGACCACGCCACAUGUCCGAAUAGUCUAUCGUUUGGUGAUUCCUCAUCAUCGGUUAUAGUUAGGUAUGUGUAUGUACUUUAUAUUUGUAUAUAUUAAACAUUAUUUAAAGUUAAAAUAAUGUGUAUUGGAUAUUGAUGUACAAACAACGGUAAAUCAGUUUAGACAGUUUAUCUCUUGUUUAUAAAAUCAAUGUUUUCUUGCGGUUGUAUGUUUAACCUGGAACAUCAUUUAUCGCUUCCCUUUUUGAAGGUUACAUAGUUUUGAAGUGUGUAUUUUAAGUAAACAUCGUUAUUGAAAAAUAUAUUCAACUAAGUGGAGAUUAUAAUCAAAGUGAGUACAUAUUUAUUCAUGCUGAACUUUAAAUUCAAGUGUAUAAAAGUAUGAUACGAAAAGAAAAUGGACAGUUCGAGCAAAGAUUCUGGGCAUCAAGGUGGCAGUGCGUUUAUAAAUGAAGAGACAGAAAAAAAGAAAAUGAAUCCCAAAGAAAUCGUAAUUAGUUUUGCCAAAAAGGCGGCAUUAUUUAUCAUAGGUUACGUAAUAUGUUACUUAAAUUUAUCAUUAACUCUACCGAUUCUGACAAUAUGUACCUUAGUUUUUUUUGAGACACAAACAUCAGGAAUUUCGAAAAAAAUCUCAAGCAAGUCCAAAGCAAGUUCGUAUACCAAGAAAGAUCUCUUAAAAGUCGUUGAUGAACUACCAUCCUGGGUAACUUUCCCAGAUAGAGAGAGAGCAGAAUGGCUUAACGAGAUCAUUGGACAAUUAUGGCCUAGUAUAUCUCUUUAUGUAAUAAAAUUGUGCAGAACCAAAUUACAAACAAAAAUUCAAAAGAAAUUUGACGGUUUCAAAUUUGAAGAAAUUGAUUUUGGAUUUACGCCACCAAAAAUUGACGGAGUAAAAGUAUACAAUAAAAACGUCACAAAAGACUCAAUUAUUAUUGAUUUUGAUUUAUACUACGACGGGGACUGCACUAUAAAUUUUUCAGUGUCUGGAACACAAAUUGGACGAAUCAAAGAUUUUCAGGUAGGAGCAGAACUGCGAUUGGUAUUGAAACCAUUGAUGAUAAAAAUGCCUUUGAUUGGUGGAAUACAGAUCUUUUUUCUUAACACACCUGAUAUUAAUUUCGAAUUAGAAGGAAUAUCAGGUAUUCCAGGUCUUAGCUACUUCAUUCGACAAAAGAUUGAGGAAAGAAUAACAAAAAAAUUGGUAUUCCCAAAUAAAGUAACAAAAAGGUUUUCUAAGUCUGUUGAGGCUGCUGAAUUGAAAUCAUUAGAACCAGCGGGUGUUUUGAGAGUGCAUGUAUUUGAAGCUAAAGAUCUGGAAAGAAAAGAUGUUACCGGAAAAUCGGAUCCUUAUGUUGUAUUAACGGUUGGCGCUCAAGAACGAAAAACUCCUGUCAUCAAAAGGGACUUGAACCCAAAAUGGGACUACUGGUGUGAAUUUGUAAUUUUGGAUCCAGUAGGACAACAUCUACAUUUUAAAAUGUUUGAUCAAGACGAUUUAAACGAAGAUGAUUUUAUGGGAAGUGGUAUCAUUGAAAUUCACCAGGCAAUAAAAGAUGGAGAAAAUGACAAGUGGUUUAAUUUAGACAACGCAAAACAUGGAAAAAUACAUCUUAGAUUUACUUGGUUAGGUCUCUCUGCUAAUCAGGAAGACUUGCAGGCGGCAUUGAAAGAAAUUGCUUUAUUGAAAGUAGCAGAUAUAAGCUCCGCACUCCUUACCAUAUACUUAGAUACCGCACAAGAUCUUCAGAGAGUGAAGUCUAAAAAACCGGAACCCUAUGUAACGUUGACAGUGAACAAAUAUCAGCAAAAAAGUAGAGUAAAGAAACAUACCUGUGAUCCAAUGUGGGAACAAGGAUUUUCAAUAUGUGUUCCUAAUCCAGAAACUGAUUCACUUAAUUUGGCAAUAAUAGAUAAGGAGAGUGAGACAAAGCUGGGUCAAUUAACAUACCACAUUAAAGACCUUUUCCGAUGUCCAGACAUGCAGAUUAGUAAAGAAGAAUUUAAUUUAACUAAUUCUUCAGGGAAAAUUGUUAUUUCCCUUCAACUUCGGAUUUUAAUGCACAAUAAGUAUGAAUGUGAUGAAAGUGAUACUGAUUCUGAAAACGAUUCAAACGAAAUUUCUCGAGAUAAUUCCGUCCGGUCAUCGUCCAGGAAAUUCAGAACAAUAACCACUUCUACCUCAGUAAAUGAUUCUACACCACCAAGAACACCCUCCCAACCACAAACACCAGUAAUAGAAAAAGAAGUUACGUUCGAAAGGCAGUCCUCUCUUCGAUCUUCUCAGAGUUCUGUGAGAAGUUCUAGUUUCAAAGUCAAGCCUGAACUGGGUCAAAUGGAAAUAAGUCUAUUUUAUAGUGCACCCAGACAAAAACUAGUUAUUACCAUUCACAGGAUAUCAAAUCUGCCACUAAAAGAUCCAAGUCAUAUACCAGAUCCCUAUGUGAAACUCAAACUCAUUGGUCUAGGAUCACAAAAACUUAAAAAUAAAACGAAGGUAAUAAUGGAUAACUGUGAUCCUGUAUAUGAAGAAACAUUCGAAUAUCUUGUAUCCAAUUCUGAUCUUCCAAACAAUAAGCUAGUUUUAACAGUAAAGAGUAAGAAAAUGUUCAAUUCUUUCGUUAUGGGACAAGUGAUAAUAAAUUUGAAUAAUUUCCAAGGCCUAAAUGAACCCUUUAAAGAAUGGUAUGAGUUGUCACAUGCAGAAGAGUCAGACUAACGAUGUUUGAUAUGUACUGUUUCUUAAGUGUACUUGUAAUGUAAUGGAAUAUAUAUUAACCUAUAUAGUUUUUUAGAUACAUAUUUGUUACUAAGCAACUGAAUAAAAUUUCUAAAUUUUCAA
Diorhabda carinulata is the source of this 2903-nucleotide messenger RNA. Its product is annotated as extended synaptotagmin-2-like. Gene Ontology annotation, molecular function: lipid binding. Bases 459 to 2780 code for a protein of 773 amino acids. The transcript is spliced from 20 exons. Lineage: Eukaryota; Metazoa; Arthropoda; Insecta; Coleoptera; Chrysomelidae. Gene Ontology annotation, biological process: lipid transport. The record is from RefSeq and is a predicted model, not a curated record.